Acaulospora colombiana is the source of this 157-nucleotide messenger RNA. NCBI's taxonomy places the organism in Eukaryota, Fungi, Glomeromycota, Glomeromycetes, Diversisporales, Acaulosporaceae. The record is from the annotation of a GenBank genome assembly.
AUAAGGAACGUCAAGACUUUGAUAUCUCCAGUAGCCGUGAUGGGGAGAUAAAGACUUACAAAUCCGUGAUGAGAUAUCCAACAUUGCGCCCACCUGUCGAAUUCGGUCUCUUUGAGAGUAGCUCGAGGGCGGCCUCGUGUGAGUUGAGAAUCAUGAG